Artibeus jamaicensis (Jamaican fruit-eating bat) is the source of this 7087-nucleotide messenger RNA. RefSeq names its product zinc finger protein 286A (gene ZNF286A). Bases 393 to 1955 code for a protein of 520 amino acids. Gene Ontology annotation, molecular function: DNA-binding transcription factor activity, RNA polymerase II-specific; RNA polymerase II cis-regulatory region sequence-specific DNA binding. The transcript is spliced from 6 exons. Gene Ontology annotation, biological process: regulation of transcription by RNA polymerase II. The record is from RefSeq and is a predicted model, not a curated record. Lineage: Eukaryota; Metazoa; Chordata; Mammalia; Chiroptera; Phyllostomidae.
GAAACGGAAUUUGGCAUCUGGGAAUCGUAGUUCUGAGGCUUUCCAGAGGCUCCCCCGGACUAGCGCCCUCCUUCUUACGCAUGCGCAACUCCAUGCUAGCCCGAGAAGUUCGUAGCCUUUGUCCAGCCUGGAUGGGAGCUCGGUCCCCUCAGGUACAGCUCCAAGCGGCAGAAACAGGCAUCUGAGGAUCCAGUCUCAGGGAUGCUGUCCCCGGGCUUCCAGGUGCCACCCUCAUAGGACUGAGGAAGAAACUGGACCGGACCUGAUCCCAGCCUUUCCGCAGAGCCCCCGGAGGGAAGGCAGGAAGGAGAACUGGGAAGCCUCUGUCCAGAUAGGUCUGAACUGAGGGGGCAGGGAGAUCAGAAUCUUCAGAACCAGGCGGAUUGGUGAUCAUGGAGAGAGAUUUGGCCAAAAUGCCGGAGAAGAGAGCUCUGUUUUCCCAGAAUUCUUUUUCCCAAGAGAAGAGCACAGAAAAGGGAGAAGUGGCUGCUCUGCGCCUCACAGCCAGAUCCCAGGCAUCCGUGACAUUCAAGGAUGUGGCCAUGGACUUCACCCCAGAGGAAUGGGGGAAGCUGGAUCCUGCACAAAGGGAUGUGAUGCUAGAGAACUAUAGGAACCUGGUCUCACUGUGGCUUCCAGUUUCCAAGCCUGAGAACUACAAUUUGGAGAGUGGAAAGGACCCAUUGAUGCUUGAGAAAAAAGUACCCAAAAGCAGCUAUUCAGAGUUGGAAAGUAGACCUGAGAGUAAAGAUUCAACUUCAGUGCAAGAUUUUUCCAAAGAAGAAUCAUGCCAAAUUGCAAUAAUAGACAGACUGACAGGGAAUAGUGUCUAUGAAACCAACUUGGAAACAACUCUUGAAUGUGAAAAUUUGUUGGAGAAUCAGCAAGGAAAUCAGAGGAGACACUUGAAGGAAAUGUUUACUUACAUGAAUUCACUCCCUGAAGAAACAGCUCAUGAACAUAAUAUAUAUUGGAAAAACUUUAGCCAGAAGUCUGUCCUUCUUGCUCAGGACAGAGUUCCAAAAGGAACCUAUGCCUUUCAUACACUUGAAAAAAGACUGAAACAGAAAUCAAACUUAAGGAAGAAGCAGAGAAUCUAUAAAGAGAAAAAACCUCAUAAAUGUAAUGAUUGUGGUGAACUCUUCACUUACCAUUCAGUGCUUAUUCGACACCAGAGAGUCCAUACUGGAGAGAAACCCUAUAGCUGCAGUGAAUGUGGGAAAUCUUUUAGUCACAGAGCUAAUUUAACUAAACAUCAGAGAACUCAUACUAGAAUUCUCUUUGAGUGCAGUGAAUGCAAGAAAGCCUUCACAGAAAGUUCCUCCCUUGCAAUACAUCAGAGAAUUCACAUUGGAGAGAGACCUUAUGAAUGCAGUGAAUGUGGGAAAGGAUUUAAUCGAAGUACCCAUCUGGUGCAGCAUCAGUUGAUUCAUACUGGGGUGAAGCCUUAUGAAUGUAAUGAAUGUGAUAAAGCUUUCAUUCAUUCAUCAGCACUCAUCAAACAUCAGAGAACUCAUACUGGGGAGAAACCCUAUAAAUGUAAGGAAUGUGGGAAAGCUUUUAGCCAUUGCUCAUCCCUUACUAAACAUCAGAGAGUUCAUACUGGAGAAAAGCCAUAUGAAUGUAGUGAAUGUGGAAAAACCUUUAGUCAGAGCACACAUCUUGUUCAGCAUCAAAGAAUUCAUACUGGAGAGAAACCCUAUGAAUGUAAUGAAUGUGGGAAAACCUUCAGCCGGAGUUCAAACUUUGCUAAACAUCAAAGAAUACAUAUUGGAAAGAAACCAUACAAAUGUAGUGAAUGUGGAAAAGCUUUUAUUCAUUCAUCAGCUCUUAUUCAACAUCAGAGAACUCAUACUGGAGAGAAACCCUACAGAUGUAAUGAAUGUGGGAAAAGCUUUAAGUGUAGUUCAUCCCUCAUCAGACAUCAAAGAAUUCAUACAGAAGAGCAACCCUGAAAAUUACUAAAUGUGAAGAAAUGUAAGUUGGUUUUAUCACUGUGUUAAAUAUAGGAGUAUAUAAGUGACCCUUAAAAUGCUGCUUAUGGACCAGUUUUGUAUGCAUCUAAUUUUACUUGCAUAGUAUGUAUUUUUGAGCCAUAAACAAAAUGUUCCUUAUAUCCAUUGAUUUGAUCAUUAUGAAAGAUACUUUACAGAGAUUUCAGGUUUUGAUCCCUAACUCUUCCCCAAUACCCUUUUGUGAAAUUCAAGAAAUCCUUAGUAGUGGGUAGCAAUGUAAUAAUUCUGGAAUUCAUUUUUUUCUCUUUUUUACAUUAUAGCCCUGUUAUAGCUUUUCACUUUGCAAAGAAAUUAUUAUUGGGUAGGUUAGGCAGAGGGUUCAUAUCCUUAUCAUAAGAAAGACAUAGUUGUUCCUCUUUGAAUCCAAAGUAGAAAUCUACAUUUACAGAUACUUUCAUUUCUCCAGUGUCAUUUCUUUUAUAUUAGUUAUAGAAAGUUAAAGGUUAAAAGGUGAAAUAUGCUUUGAAUUUCCUCUCUCCACAAAGGCUAUUCUCUAAUUUGAUUAACAGAAAUAGAAUGUAUUUACAGCUGGCUGUAAGUUACCUUUACAUGGGUUAUGCUGGUCAUAGAGUUAGAUAAUUGCUGGGUAGAACUUCAUUUUCUACUUGCUUGGAAGUUACCCUGAAGUAGUAUGGGUCAGAAUCUUAAAUACAAUUUUUGAUCAAGUCCCUCUCUUCUUAUCCUUGGCAUUCAUUGAAUGUAUCUUUGGUUUUCUAUAAUUAGAGUAUUAAGGAGAUUUCAUUUCUUUACAUUAUUCCACUCUCUGUAUUCCAUGCUUUGUCACUUUGAGGAAAAGUUGCUGGGAUGUUGAGGGUCUGAAAAGUUGAUGGGUUUAAUGUGUUAGCAUAUUUAGGAUCCUAGUCCAGAAAGAUAACUGAAGCAACUGUGAGACAGAAAAGGAACCGAAGGAAUGAAAGAAAUACCUUCCUGUUAGAUAGGUUAAAUAGUGACUCACUUGACAGUAAGCAGCUUCUCUCUAUAAAGAAGUUGUCAUUUUCUGACUUUCAUGUAUACCCACAUUUUUUGUUCUUGUUCUCUCUGUAUGUUGGUUAGUCUUUGCUAUAUCCCAGAGCCAUAAAGAAGAUUGAAAAGGCAUGAAACCACAUGAUAUAUUGACAUACUUACUUGGUUGACGAAAGACCAGUAAUGUGAUUGGGAACACAAAAGCAAAAGUUCAGAUAAAUAUUUAGCAAAACACUAUACAAAAAUUAGGAUUUUUUGCUGUUGUUAUUCUAUUAAUACAUAUUAUGUGAAAAGAUUAUAGAAAAAGUAGGAAACAGUAGUUAUAGAUUUCUUCUUCUAAUUCUACCUUUUAUGAACAUUCAGCACCAGUCCAUGUUUUGCUCCCUUCUUGUUAUUCCUGUGACUUAUAAUUCCUUUUCGUAUACUUUAGUUCUAUUAUUGAAGAAAAGUAGAAUAACAUUUUAAAAAGGGGUGGUAGUGGACAGCAAGAUCAUUAAGGAUGGAUGGAGUAUAAAUCCAGCAAUGGUUGAAAUCCAACAAUAUGAAAGAAAUGGGACUGAAAGGACUUGGAAAAGUUUUAUAAAGAAUUUUUAAAAACACAUUGAAAGGGGUGGAGGUGGUUGGAAGGCUCAAGGUCUGAGAGGUCAGAAUAGGAAGAUGGCUGAUAAACAAAAUAAAGGAAAGGGAGCUCAACCCUUUUUAUCACCUUAAUCAAUAAUGGUCUAAAAAAGGAAUUGACAAACUGGUCUAGACCUGCAGACCAAGUAUGUCUACUGCUAUUUCUAUAAGUAAUGAUUAAUUGGAGUUCAGCCAUGCUCAUUCAUUUAGAUGUUGUUUGGCUGUUUUAUACUAUAAUGGCAGAGUUAAAUAGUUGCAGCAGAGAGUAUAUAUAUGUCCUGAAAAGCCUAAGGUAUUUGCUAUUUCUUAAUGUGCCAAAUGCUUGAGUGACAGUAAAUGCAUCAUUUGGGAGCCAAAAUUUGACUAAUAAAAUAACAUCAGCAUGGAGGGGAGGGGGCGGAGGCAACGGGGAAAAAAAAAAAUAACAUCAGCAUGGGCUUUUCAACACUGGGUUUUAAUACUGCCACCUCUGUUUAGCAAUUCUGUCACCUGGGAAGGCUACUUAUUUUCUGAGCCUCACUUUUUUACCUGCAAAAUGGGAAUAAAUCAUCACUCAUAAGGUUAUUGUGAAGACUAAAUAUGACAAUGCAAGUAAAGGACAUAGUACGCAAUAAAUUAUAUAGAGUCUCUUCCCUUUCCCCUCCCUCUCCCUCCCUUUCUCUUUCUUUAUGUAUACACAUAUUUUAAUGAAGUGUUAUCUUAGUUCAUUUGGGCUGCUAUAACAAAAUAUCUUAGACUGAGUGGCUUACACAUAACAUUUAACAUCACAGUUCUGGAGAGUAGGGAGUCUAAGAUCAAGGCCCCAGCAGAUUUAUUGUCUGAUGAGGGGAUUCAUGUUUCCCCUCAAAGGCAGCUAUCUUUUCACUGUAUACUCACAUUCUGAAAGGGCAAGAGAGCUUUGUGGCUUCUUUUAUGAGGUUACUGACCCUGUUCAUGAGAGUUUGGCUAUCAUGACCUAAUCACCUUUUAAAGGCCCCACCCCCUACUACCAUCACAUUGGAAUCAAGUUUCAACCUGAAUUUUGGGAGAACACAAACAUUCUUGUAAUCUAAUUGCAGUUUAAGUGGUGUUAAAGGAUUUGCUCUGUUAGUUUUACUGAGAACUCUGGCCCUUUACAUUUCAGUAUUUGUUCUUUUUAUACCUGGUGUUAAAUCUAUGGGUUUGUAUGUUGACAGGAAUCCUGGAGGUUUUAGCAGUCUGCUUUUCAAAUGUUUUUGGUUACCUAUAAACCAAAUUUGACUGUUCUUAUUGGCCCACUGUCAAUAAAGAUGUUUAUAUAUUUCUUGUCAGAAACUUUUGUAAAUUGCUCUCAUAUCAUUCAGGAAACCAGUCACAUUUCUAAUUAUUCAUCUGGGCUUCACAACUUCUUGAGACAUAGCUUGGGGAAUACCCUCCACAACCCAUGUAUCUGUGAGAAGGUUAAAGAGUAGAGGAAGGAUAUUUCUAUGAAAGAGUCCUUGGGCCAAGUACAGGCACCACUCACUUAGGGGAAAAAAGGAGGGAAGAAUGGACUUCAUAUAAAACAUACAGGCAAGAUAGGUAGGCAAGAUAGGGUAAAAAACUGAUUUAGUGUGAAUUUUAAAUUACAUCUGGCCUUCAGGAGGACAACAUAAUAUCACUGAAAAAUACAAAGUGGUAACAUAAGAAUACCAAACAUUCAGAUUAUUGGCAAUUAACUAAUUCAAUUAUCUAUUAAAAAUCUCAUCAUUGUUUUAUUUUCUCAGAUGAGUUUUAACUUUUUAAAAAAAUAUGUUACAACAGGACUCUGGUUGGAAGCUCUUUGUCCCUGCUUUCUCCCUUUCCUUACCCAAUUCUUUUCUAGACCUCACCGCGGCAGUCUUGGAAUCCAAAGCCAAAUGAGCUGUCCCUCACCAUAGGUAUUAUUGGCAAGGAAGAAGUUGUGUUCUUCUGUGGUAAUAUGUAUAAUGUGACACCUAUGGAUUACCUUGUACUUCUAAUUAAUGUCAUCAGAAAAUUACAUAUUUUCACUGAAUUGUUCUUUACAUUUUUCACACUGUAACCUGUUAUUUUUUAACCUAUAUUCAUCCCUAAACCAGAUAAUUUGUCUUUAGAUUGAGUUGACUAUACAUAAAAUGUACAGUCCAUUUACCUGUAAACAAUCAUCAUGUCAGAAAAUUCACCUAUCUGAGAAACCUAAGGGGUGAAACCUGACACUCAGACAUUGCUAGAUCAAGGACUGGUUACCUCCAUAUUAGCUAUAUUUUCAUCAGUCUCCUCCAGUGAUGUUAAAUCCCUCCACUGGCAGUUGCAAGCUAGUAUGGUUCUUAACAUUUACAAUCUCAAGAAUACUUCUUUGUAAAUAGUUCCAGCAAAAUCUCUUAAGACUACUUCCCAACUUUGCUUGAGUAAUGCUGAUCAUUGAACUGUUUACUGCCUUGAAUUGGGGUCCUCAAUGACCAGGCCCGACUCCAUGUAAAACCCUGGGGUAGGGGAGGCUAAAGUCUGCCCCUAAAAGAAAUCCAGAGUUGCUGGGUUAAAUAAAAUAAUCAUGUCAACUGUAGUUGAUUGGCAAACUUCAGCAUAAAUAAAAAUAUCCAAUCUCCUCUCCAUAUUAUUCAAAAAAAAAAAAGAAGAAGAAGAAACUUUUCCAAAAAUCAGCAACAAACUGAUAGAAGGCCAAAAUCUAAGAAAAUCUUCACAACAUUGACACAACAGGGUCUCUGUGGAGAUUACAAGAGAUAACAUGAAAAUGCUUUGUAAAGCAUGUUGCAGAGUUAUAAUAAUUUUCAAUUGUUCAGUGUCAUGCCUCUGGUAUUGUAUAAUAUAUGUACAAAAAGUAUAUACCUCUCACCAGAGUGCCAAUUCUUAACACUAACUUAUGCUACCUGUCCAGUGUGGGUCAGCAAGGAGUCUUUGCUCAGUAGUUAUAUUCCCAGUGUGAUACAGAGCAGCCACUGUCUUAAACAUUACUUUUGCCAAAGCAAAGCCAUGAUUAUUACAUGUAUAGUUGACUCAAUUCCCGAUCUUAUGAUUCAUGAAUCCCAUGUUGUAGUAACUUAACUGGUCUAUCCAGGACACUUAGUUUGUGAAAACCCAUUUCAGGCAAGCUUAAACAAAAAGGUUACCAUGAUUAAGUUUCAGAUAUGACUGCAUUUAGAUGUUCAAAAGAUGUCGUAAGAUCCUUCUCUUGCUAGCUUGACUCUUUUCCUCCAAAUUGGUUUUAUUUUCAGGCAGGCAUAAUGGCAGAGAUAGUCACUGGCAGCUUUGACUUGAGAUGCUGACAAUUGUUGAUUCCAGAGUAAAGAGUAUUUCAUCGUCCAUAGUGCUAUUGAGAGUUGCAAGAUGGAUUCUGAUUAAAUGACUUGCACCCCAUACCAUCCUUAAGCCAGUACUAUGGCCAAGGGAAUUGGGUACUCUGAGAAGGGUAGAAAAGAAGGGGUGAAGAGAAAAUGUGCUGAACAGGAAAAAAAAAAAAAAACCUGAGAAUUUAUGCCUACCCAGUCAAGGGAUGGAGACUGUACUUACUAAGA